Messenger RNA from Athalia rosae (coleseed sawfly), 2990 nucleotides. It is a transcript of the gene sit, whose product is annotated as elongation of very long chain fatty acids protein AAEL008004-like. The transcript is spliced from 6 exons. Gene Ontology annotation, cellular component: endoplasmic reticulum membrane. NCBI's taxonomy places the organism in Eukaryota, Metazoa, Arthropoda, Insecta, Hymenoptera, Athaliidae. Gene Ontology annotation, biological process: sphingolipid biosynthetic process; fatty acid elongation, monounsaturated fatty acid; very long-chain fatty acid biosynthetic process. Gene Ontology annotation, molecular function: fatty acid elongase activity. The coding region runs from base 723 to 1646 and encodes 307 amino acids. The record is from RefSeq and is a predicted model, not a curated record.
GGGCAAAGAGUCACCGACGAGACGCAAGGCCCAGUUCUUGAGAAACACCUGCAUAGGACGGCGUACCGGCGCAAACUGUACGCCGACUACCUUCAAGACGUCGAUUAACGAGUAUUGUUUCUAUGGUGCAGCGGUCGACGUUUUCCUACAUCCAUCUUUUCGUCAACAGAUAGUUCGUUCGCACGACGAUUAUCGGGGGUAGAAGGCUCGGAGAGCUCUCGAAGGGUGGACACGAAGAAUAAUCCGCGUCCGAAAGCACAGAGAACUCGCCAAUUUUGUCCACUUUCGUAGAUUAGACUCCGUAGAUCGUGGACCGAUAAAAGGAUCCGUAUCUUCUUUUUUUUUUUGCCCGAUCGUAAUACAUAAUUAUUUCCUUGAUCGUGUCCAUGCGAAUCGCGCGCGUCGCUUCAAAUCGGUUACAGUUCUCGCAAGCUCUCGCCGAAUCGUCGGUAGGUUGCGAUAUACCCAGACGUAUCGACGUAGAUUUUGUCGCCGAGUUUUGAAAGGGGUGUGUCGUGAAAAUUAAGGAAAACGAAUAAUACCCGACGCAUAACAGUUGAGGUGAUUCGAUCGAAAUUUUUUAACUAUAAAUUGUGGGAGGAAAUCAUUUCGAUCGGCCGAUUUAAUAUGGAACAGUGAUCUCUGUAUCGAGCUGCCCGCUGCAGAUCACCAAAAAGGAGUUCUCGACGUAUUUUACAUAAAAUCAAUAUUUUUGACCUCUAAUGAACGCCAGCGAAGGUUCCUCAAUCGCCGAGAUGUCAAACAUCUACAAUAACUCCGUAGUUCGGUUUUACCAGCACUUGUUCUUCGAUAUCGCCGAUCCAAGGACGAAGGAUUGGUUCCUGAUGUCUUCGCCGGUCCCCGGAGCGAGUAUAAUGUUCGGUUACCUCUACUUCGUGCUUUCCUGGGGCCCGAGACACAUGGAACAUCGGAAACCUUAUCAAUUGAAAAAUGUACUCAUCGUCUACAACCUGCUCCAAGUCAUUCUCAGCUCAUGGUUGUUCUACGAAGGGCUCGACGCUGCCUGGCUGACGAAAUAUAGCUGGAAGUGCGAACCGGUCGAUUACUCCGAUACACCGCAUGCUCGGCGGGUCGCCAGGGGCGUCUACUUCUAUUUCCUAGCGAAAUUAUCGGAGCUGUUGGACACGGUCUUCUUCGUUCUUCGUAAAAAGGAACGACAGAUCAGUUUCUUGCACAUGUAUCACCACACCGUGAUGCCGUUGGCCGCUUGGGGAGCGACGAAAUAUCUUCCCGGGGGACACGGAACCUUCGUCGGUGUGAUAAACAGCUUCGUGCAUAUAAUAAUGUACAGCUACUACCUCCUCGCUGCGAUGCUGCCGCAAUACCAGGCUUAUCUCUGGUGGAAGAAAUACAUCACUACUUUGCAGAUGGGUCAGUUUUGCAUCGCUUUCGUCCACAGUUUCCAGCUUCUCCUUUACGAUUGCGGUUACCCGAAAUGGUCGAUGUUCAUAAUACUUCCAAACGUUGCGUUCUUCUAUUUCAUGUUUUCUGACUUUUACAACAAAGCGUACGAGAAGUCAGGUAGCCCUACGGAGGAGAAGGCUAAGAGCCCGCACGAAAUCGAGGGGAAGAGAACCAAUGCCAAUGGAAAAAUCUCACAUAAUGACAAAUUCAAAAAAGCCUGAUUCGAUCUCGGCUCAUCGAUCGGCUCGCGAUUAUUGAAUUUUUCAUACUCUCGAGUGAAUGAAGAAACGAACGAGAAAAAAGAGAAAAAACGAUAGUCGAGCACAUAUAAAGCAAAAGUAGGAAACCAAAUUUCCAAAUGCGCGUUGACGUUCACGCCAAACGAUUUCAGUCAGUAAAAUCACGUUGCUCUUCGAUCUGAGGACUUGUGUAGCUUAGUCGUCCUUAAAUUUCCACAUUGCCACGCUUUUUUUACCUUCUGUUACACAUAUUCAAUUUUACCAGUUAUUCUGGAGUUGUGACUAAAACCGUUCUGGCACCAGAUGUCGAUGUAAUAUUUCUAUACCUGGACACAUUUGUCUGAUCGCCUUAAAAAUGUUAUUGUCUGUACGAUUUGAUUUUUAUGUCUGAAAUCUGAAAUCUGUAAAAUUCAAACUGCGGUUACGACUGAUGAAGGAACAAAUGAGAUACAGAUACGUCGGGAAUGAAUUCAAAUUCCGAACGCUAUAGCGAAGAAAAAGGAGCUAUUGCGUGAUAUAAGAAAAUAUACGAGGGCCGUAUAAAUAGAUCUACGAGAUAUUACCAUGUUGUUAUCGCUACAUUAUAAGUGUAAUUAAUUGAAUCAGAUGUACGGAAUGCGUCAAUUUUUUAUGAUGAGAAAAGGCCAACAAAAAAGACAUAAAAGAACAUAAAUGACCAAUAGCAGGGUGUUUCAAUUUUACGCAAUCUGAGACGUUGCCAUUGAUGUGUGUAUAACAUCUAGUAGGAUUCUGUAACAAAAUAUAUCGUGCGUUAAAAUUUGCUGAAUCAUUAAAAAAUUAUUGAUGAUUGCGAUGAAUUGAUAUGAUUCUGAGCGCGCACCAUUUUGGGCGCAAAUUGUGCGCACGUUAUCUCAUUCAGUGUCCUACGUUGGCCCUGAAGUUUUGCUCACGACUACGGAUAGUUAACUAUAGCUGCCUACCCUUUACAUGCGUGCAUGAUUGACAUGUAGAUUUAUACAUAUAAUUAAUUAUACUACUCCGAAAUCGGAAAUUGAAGAAAAUAAAUGAAUUUAUAUUUAUAAGCACAUUUUUUCGAUAAUCGACGGCCGUUAUAAUAAUUAAAUCUGUAUUGUUCGCAAAUUUCUGUUUCGUCUUUCCUUUUUUUUUUUUCAAAAUUUCUUCUUUUUGUUUUUGUUUUUUUAUUUGUUUCAAUUAUUGAAUAGUAAUUUUUAACUAGGUUAGGAGGCACUACGCAAGUGCAUUUUACAGCUUUAAAUAUCAUUUGAAGAAUUUAGUGUGCAUAUUAUAGAUAUAUAAUAUGUAUGAAUAUUGUAAAAUAUAAUAUAUUGAGAAUCUACUCAUGAA